Pongo pygmaeus (Bornean orangutan) is the source of this 1444-nucleotide messenger RNA. RefSeq lists its product as uncharacterized. Lineage: Eukaryota; Metazoa; Chordata; Mammalia; Primates; Hominidae. The transcript is spliced from 5 exons. The record is from RefSeq and is a predicted model, not a curated record. Bases 702 to 1331 code for a protein of 209 amino acids.
AGGAGCCCAGCUGGUUUCACCCAGUGGAUCCCGCACCCGGGCCGCAGGUGGAGCUGCCUGCCAGUUCCGCGCCAUGCGUUCGCACUCCUCAGCCCUUGGGUGGUCGAUGGAACUGGGCGCCGUGGAGCAGGGGGUGGCGCUCGUCGUGGAGGCUAGGGCUGCGCAGGAGCCCACGGAGGCGGGGGAAGGCUCAGGCAUGGCGGGCUGCAGUCCCGAGGCCUGCCCCGCAAGAAGGCAGCUAAGGCCUGGCGAGAAAUUCAGCGCAGCACUGGUGGGCUAGCACUGCUGGGGGACCCAUUACACCCUCUGCAGUCGCUGGCCCGGGUGCUAAGCCCCUCAUUGCCUGGGGCCAGCAGGGCCGGCCGGCUGCUCCCAGUGCGGGCCCGCCAAGCCCACGCCCACCCUGAACUCCAGCUGGCCCGCAAGCGCCACAGGCAGCCCCGGUUCCCGCUUCCCGCUCCCCACUCGCUCCUCUCCCUCCACAACUCCCUGCAAGCUGAGGGAGUGGGCUCCGGCCUUGGCCAGCCCAGAAAGGGGCUCCCACCAUGCAGCGGUGGGCUGAAGGGCUCCUCAAGUGCUGCCAAAGUAAGAGCCCAGGCAGAGGAGGCGCCGAGAGUGAGCGAGGGCUGUGAGGACUGCUAGCAUGCUGUCACCUCUCAUUAGGAUGAAACUGGUUCCAGAUGUGAGAGUUUUAUUCCAAUAUGGCUUCCAGGAUCCCAGAGGACUCGACUUGUAGAGAGCAUCACUGGAGUCAAAGGGGCCAAGGUCCAGGGGCCAAGAACACACCUUGGUGCCAGAAGAAGUUCAUAAGUCUUGAAAUGCAGCAUCUCCUGAGGCUGUACAGGAAGCAUGAUGCUGGCAACUGCUCAGCUUCUGGGGAGGCACCAGGAAAACUUACAAUCAUGGCAGAAGCCAAUGGAGGAGCAGGCUCAUCUCAUGGCCAGAGCAGGAGCAAGAGCGUGAGGCUAGCCCAGGCUCAUUCCUAUGGUGGAGGAUUCACAAGAAUAACCAGAGGGAAAAACUUCAAUACAGAAGCCCUCUGUGGAGGUCUGCUUGUGUCACAUUUGCCAUGUGCUAUUUGUCAAAACAAGUCACCCGAGGAAUCGUCUCUCAGAGCCACUCGACUCACGCUUGUCUCGUCUGAAACAUCAUUGGUAGGUGGAAUGGAAAGACUGCAAAUUUCAGAGUCAUCUGGGCUUCAACUUCCAGCUCACCCACACCCUGACCCUAUGACCCUGGUUAUGUUAACAUUUCCAAGCCUCAUUUUCUUUACCUUUCAAAAACUGGGGAUAAACCUUCUAAUUCUGCAGCAUAAUGUCAAGAAUCCAUGACAUCAAGCAUGCAAAAGUGAUUGUGCUGUACUUUGCACAUGGUAGGUGUACAAUAAGCAUUACUUCUCCUAAAUGUCUGUAACUGCAUAUAUUAAAGACAUUAGAUAUUACUU